AUGGCCAACGACGAUUUGAUCCACAAGCUUACCUGGUCACCGGCCGCACUGUCCAAAGAACCGUUAAGCAUUGCACAUGUGGUGUUUGUGGUCGCGGACAAGGAGAGCGAAAGCUUAUCUGUGUACCAGAGGCAGCUUGUCAACGAGGGUAUCACCACUUUCGUUACCGAUGAUGCAAUGAAGAUUGACCCCUUGAUAACCCCGGGGACGAUUGUCGUCUAUAUCCCACCCACGGCUAAGAGUAAGAAUGAGAUAUACGCGGCCGCGAGUCAGGCGUGCACCGGCUUGAUAAGCGUUGCACAACAGCUCAAUCACCGCAUCAUUUCCGCUAAGAGCGAGACAGUUAAGCUUUUCUCCAUCGUUCCAUUGGACCGGGGCAUAGGCGACCUCGUGUACGCUCCACUGCAGGGCUUGUCGCGGGUGUUGAAGACUGAAAUCCCAGAGAUUUUUGGCGGCCUGUUCGAGGACGACCGCGGGGUUUUCCCGUUGUCCGCAGUGAAGUACGCACAGGGCUUCGAUGUGGUCAGAGUCUGCGAAGGCGAAGCACGGGUCGCUUAUCUUCAACCCUUUACGGAUGAUGAGCCUAGUGAUAAGAAGGGACUUCAGCUACAUGCAAACAGCUCCUACCUGAUCACAGGAGGCACCGGAGGUAUAGGACUGGCAACAGCAACUUGGCUGGCGCAGCGAGGCGCUCGGAACAUAGUACUUGUGUCCCGCCGUGGCCUUCCACCAAGCACUGACAGCAAGCCAGUUGAGGCAAAUAGCGCGGACCCAAUCUCGCGUAUUGCCAAGCUCAAGGCUGUGGGCAUUUUGGUACAUGUGCUGGCUGUUGAUAUCAGCAAGCCCAACGCUGAUGUGACACUAAGCCAAGCCAUUAACGACUUGGGUAUUCCACCGAUAAAGGGAGUCAUUCACGCAGCCGGUACCGCGGGUUACCAUACGCUGACGCGAUGCACUCCUACUGAUAUUGCGGACAACUUAGCGCCAAAAGUGAUCGGCAGCUUGAAUCUAGACUCACUCUUCCCACCCAGGACUCUGGACUUCUUCGUAUUCACCUCUUCAGUUGGACAGCUUGUCGGAUUUCCAGGACAAUUGGCAUACGCGCCCUCCAAUGCCUUCCUGGACGCACUGGCAGCCCACCGAAGGCGCCAGGGUGAUAACAGCAUGGCUAUCUUAUGGACUGGCUGGCAGGGAACAGGCGUCUGGGAUCAGAACAAGGCAGCAAUGCGAAGGCUUAACAAGGCCUCAAUUUCGAGGGGAAUUGCAGACAUCAGUCCGGACGAGGCAUUUGCGGCGUGGGACCACAUAGCCAGCCUUAAGAGUGACCACGCAGUGGUGGUGCGCGUUUUGGAACUCGAUGCUGAUGAGCCCGUACGACAUCCUAUGCUCAAAUACAUCACUCCCCGCAAACAAGCAUAUCAAUCUACCACUAUGGACUACAAGGAGUACCCCGAGCAUGCAAUUGCGGUGAUAGGCAUGGCUUGUCGUACAGCUGCUGGAAAUACAGAGAAUGAUAUCUGGCAGGCCAUCCUGGAGGGCAAGAGUAUAGUGCGCGAGGUAGACGAAAAGCGGUUUCCCGGUGUGGUCCGCGAUGGCAAGAUGUGGGGAAGCUUUAUGUCUGAUAUCGACUUAUUCGAUCAUCAAUUCUUCCAGAGAUCCAAGCGGGAAGCCGCUGCUUCAGACCCGCACCAGCGAGUGCUCCUUGAAACUGCGUACCACGCACUCGAAUCGGCGGGUUACUUUGGACCGGGCCAGCAACAGGGAGAAACUCACGACCCAGAUAGCCACACAACUGGCUGCUUCAUCGGAAUGAGCGCUCCUGACCACAUCUUACAUUUGGCGAGCAAUCCCCACUCACCUUACACAGGACUGGGCAUGAUGCGAUCAUUUGUGGCUGGCCGAUUGAGUCAUUAUUUUGGUUGGACAGGACCCUCACAUACCAUUGAUACGGCUUGUUCAUCAGCUAUGGUUGCUAUUCACCAAGCCUGCCGUGCUAUUCAGGUUGGUGAGUGCACGCAGGCCGUCGCGGGUGGUGUCCAUCUACUUUUGAACAUGGAAAGCUCCGACGCACUGCGUGCCAGCGGGUUCACCAACGAAACUGGGACCUGCAAAGCGUUCGACUCGCGGGCUGAUGGGUAUUGUCGUGGGGAGGGCGUUGGCGUUGUCAUAUUGAAGCCUUUGGCACGGGCCUUACAAGAUGGGGACAACAUCCAAGGUGUGCUUCUGGCCACCGGCAACAACCAAAACAUCAACAGCACGAGUAUCACCAACCCUGUUUUGGCGAGCCAGGUUGCCUUAUACAAGGAUGUGCUGAAUCGCGCUGGAGUCAACCCAGCAGAUGUCUCCUAUGUCGAGGCUCACGGAACGGGCACGCGCGCCGGCGAUCCUGUCGAAAUCCAGGGUAUUCGGGAGGUAUUCGGUGGGAAGGACAGACCAUCAAUCUUGAAUAUUGGUGCGGUCAAGGCCAACGUGAGCCAUGCUGAAGGAGCUUCGGGCGUGGUAUCUUUGAUCAAGGUGCUGCUCAUGUUGAAACACGGCAAGAUUCCGGGGCAGGCUGAGCUACAUGCAUUGAACCCAAAUAUUCCGGCCCUUGAGCCUGAUGGAAUGGCUAUCCCGACGUCUCCGAGCGAAUGGCGCGAUAAUAAGCGCCUCGCCGUGGUCAAUAAUUACGGCGCUUCGGGAAAUAAUGCUAGCGCUGUUGUUGCGCCGCCGCCUCGUCAGCCAUCUUCGGCAUUGCCAACGAUCCCAUCUGCCUCUACCUGGCCUGUUUUCAUUUCCGCUGCUUCACGUGUGAGCCUAUUGGCAUAUUGCAAUACAUUGAGUCGCAAGAUUAUCGAAGAAUCACCUGCUCCUGAGUUGUUCCCUCACCUGUCUUUUGCUUUGGCGACGAGGCAGAACCGUCAGCUUCGACAUCUCUUCUGUACAUCAGCGACUUCAUUGAGCGAUAUACAACCCCAGCUUUCCGACCCAGAGAAACAUAUUGUCCUCUCACCACAACCAAAGCCCGUCGUGCUCCUUUUCAGUGGACAGAACGGUGAUACAGUACCUUCGGUCGGGCAGCUAUAUGAAAGCAGUCUGUUAUUUCGAGCGCACCUGCACCGGUGCGAGGAUGUGAUGCAGUCGCUCGGGCUCCCCAGUCUUUUCCCGGUUAUCCUUCAAGGUAUCCAAGGCGGAGCUGAUCUUAUCCUCCGACAUAUCAGCAUGUUCGCGAUUCAGUACUCGUGUGGAAUGUCGUGGAUUGACUCUGGAGUAAGGCCGAAGGCUCUUUGCGGUCACUCCUUCGGUGAGUGGGCUGCACUCGCGGUCUCGGGCGCCAUAACGCUCGAAGCUGGCAUUAAAAUUGUAUCUGGCUUAACUCACCCAACUCUUCAUACAGAGACUUCGAAUACAGGAAAGUUAACAGCUCAUAGGCCGUGCAGCUAUUAUCCAGGAGCUCUGGGGCGAUGA
This is a messenger RNA of Aspergillus luchuensis, 3447 nucleotides long. Its product is annotated as putative PKS/NRPS-like protein biosynthetic cluster. The record is from RefSeq and is a predicted model, not a curated record. Gene Ontology annotation, biological process: fatty acid biosynthetic process; secondary metabolite biosynthetic process. Bases 1 to 3447 code for a protein of 1148 amino acids. NCBI's taxonomy places the organism in Eukaryota, Fungi, Ascomycota, Eurotiomycetes, Eurotiales, Aspergillaceae. Gene Ontology annotation, molecular function: 3-oxoacyl-[acyl-carrier-protein] synthase activity; fatty acid synthase activity. The transcript is spliced from 3 exons.